AUGAGUGAACCAUUAUCAGAAACCAGAUUAUUUAUCAGACCUCUUCCAUUUGACGUUCGUGAAGAAGAAAUUAAAGAUUUCUUUGGACCAAUUGGUGAAAUUAAAGAAGUUUCAAUUGCCAAUGGUUUUGCAUUUGUUGAAUAUGAAAAUGCAGAUGAUGCUAAAAAAGCUGUUGAAGAAUUAAACAACAAACAAUUUAUUGAUGCUCCUUUAGAAAUUCAAUUUUCAAGAGCUAGAAAAGAAAGAUUUAGAGUUUUAGUUUCAAAUAUCCCAGAAGGUUCAGCAUGGCAAGAUUUGAAAGACUUUGUUGUCGAUCAAGGUUUCGAAGUCACUUAUGCUAAUGUUCACACCAGAGAUAAUGAUGGUACCGGUGUUUUAGAAUUCCCAACUGAAGAUCAAUUAAAUGAUGCUUUAGCUAAAUUAAACGGUGCUGAUUUCAAAGGUGCCGCUUUAGGUUUAGAAAGAGAUUUAAACCCACCACCAAUCAGAUCAAGCCGUGGCCGUGGUGGCUUCGGUUUCAGAGGUGGUUUCAGAGGUGACUUUGGUGGUAGAGGUGGUUUCAGAGGCCGUGGUGGUUUCGGUGAUCGUGGUGGAUUCAGAGGUCGUGGUGGUUUUGGUGACCGUGGUGGAUUUAGAGGUCGUGGUGGUUUUGGUGACCGUGGUGGUUUCAGAGGUCGUGGUGGUUUCAGAGGUGACCGUGGUGGAUUCAGAUCAAGAGAUGAAGGUAGAGACUUUGGUGAAAGAAGUUUCAACAGAGAUAGAUCACCAGGUAGAUACUAA
Hansenula anomala is the source of this 780-nucleotide messenger RNA. It is a transcript of the gene NPL3, whose product is annotated as mRNA-binding protein NPL3. The record is from RefSeq and is a predicted model, not a curated record. The coding region runs from base 1 to 780 and encodes 259 amino acids. NCBI's taxonomy places the organism in Eukaryota, Fungi, Ascomycota, Saccharomycetes, Phaffomycetales, Wickerhamomycetaceae. Gene Ontology annotation, cellular component: cytoplasm; nucleus; ribonucleoprotein complex. Gene Ontology annotation, molecular function: mRNA binding. The transcript has 2 exons.